Molecule: messenger RNA, 1245 nt
Organism: Pygoscelis adeliae (Adelie penguin)
Lineage: Eukaryota; Metazoa; Chordata; Aves; Sphenisciformes; Spheniscidae
Product: potassium channel subfamily K member 9-like
Exons: 2
Coding region: 1-1245 (414 amino acids)
Biological process (GO): stabilization of membrane potential; potassium ion transmembrane transport
Cellular component (GO): membrane
Molecular function (GO): potassium ion leak channel activity
Source: RefSeq, a predicted model, not a curated record
AUGCACGUGACACUGGAGGGCUCAGGGGACAGGAGGGGCAGGAGCGGGUGCCAGGGGGAGGUGACGAUUGCCCUGCAAGGGCAGUUGUGGACGGGACUGGCUGGGCGCGUACCUUCCCGCAGGGUGACCUGGCGCUGUUGGUCUCAGCAUCCUGCGGAGCCUCCGUCCUCCCUCGCUGUGGGGAUCCCGGCCACCCUGCAGACCCAGCGCUGGCACGGCAUCAUUGCCUCUGAAUUGCUUGUGAGCUGCAGAAGGCUUGCAGACCCCAAUCCAGCUCUAGGGCUCCUCUUGGCCUCCGUGACCUCAUACAAGCUCAGGGGCUGUCAGGAGGGCUAUGGGCACGCCGCCCCAGGCACGGACGCCGGCAAAGUUUUCUGCAUGUUCUAUGCCAUCCUGGGCAUCCCCCUGACGCUGGUCAUGUUCCAGAGCCUGGGGGAGCGCAUGAACACUGUCGUGCGGCUGCUGCUCAAGAAGAUCAAGAAGUGUUUGGGCAUGAGGACAACCAAUGUCUCCAUGGAGAACAUGGUCCUAGUCGGCUUUCUGUCCUGCAUGGGGACCCUGUGCAUUGGCGCAGCAGCCUUCUCUUAUUUCGAGGGCUGGACUUUCUUUCAUGCCUAUUACUACUGCUUCAUAACCUUGACCACUAUUGGCUUUGGAGACUUUGUGGCUCUGCAGAAGAACGAGGCUUUGCAAAAGAAGCCCCCAUACGUGGCUUUCAGCUUCAUGUACAUCCUGGUGGGCCUGACUGUCAUCGGUGCCUUCCUCAACCUGGUGGUGCUGCGCUUCCUGACGAUGAACUCGGAGGACGAGCGGCGGGACGCUGAAGAGCGAGCCUCGCUGAGGAGAGCCCAGAACAACAUCCACCUCAAGCCGAAAGAGGACAGCCGGAGCAACAAUGCCAUUUUUCUCCCCGUGGAGGACAGGAUGAGCCAGAUAAACCUCAUCCCACUGAUCCAGGAGGAUGUGGAGAGGCAGCGGCGCCAGUCGGCCAACUCAGCGGCCGCAGUCCCCUCCUUCUGCACAUGCCUGUGCUACAGACCUCAGCUAUGCAGCAGCCCGGUGCCAUCCCACCCCGAGACCCUGAGCUGCCACACCAACCCCGUGUAUUACAACUCCAUUUCCUACAAAAUCGAUGAGGUCUCCCUGAGCACGCGGGGUCAGACCGGCUCUUCCCCAGGGAGCACUUUAUCAUCCAACAGCGCUCGCUGCCGGCAACACCCCCGGCUGCGGAGGAAAUCCAUCUAG